Messenger RNA from Anarrhichthys ocellatus (wolf-eel), 3436 nucleotides. RefSeq names its product zinc finger protein 436. Gene Ontology annotation, biological process: regulation of DNA-templated transcription. The transcript has 2 exons. The record is from RefSeq and is a predicted model, not a curated record. Gene Ontology annotation, molecular function: DNA-binding transcription factor activity, RNA polymerase II-specific; RNA polymerase II cis-regulatory region sequence-specific DNA binding. Lineage: Eukaryota; Metazoa; Chordata; Actinopteri; Perciformes; Anarhichadidae. Bases 213 to 1241 code for a protein of 342 amino acids.
UCGGUACAAACCGGGCAGCUUCUUGCAGGAAGACGCACGGCAGCAAAAAGCUAUACCCUCGUUGUAAUCGGGCUGUGUUAUUGUGAUGUUGUAACUGCCCUUACGAGACAAUUACGUUCAGCACGUGCAACAUUUCCUUAGGAAGAAUCAACACGAUGUCCCUGUGAUCUGUCACACAGUGACAACCUCCCACUCUGGAUGUAGAUUGCACCAUGUUGGAUAAGACCAGCGAUAAAGACCAGCAGACUGGGCACUGCUCAGACUGUGGAUGCAGCCUACGACAGCCUGACUCUGAUUCAGCCGACACCCCAGCCCCUCCUAAACAGCAGCAUGUGGACAAAGCAGCCCGUACUUCCAAAUGUCUAAAGUGCCAGGCGGGCAGCAGCCUCCCUAAUGGGCGACGUCCACACCGCCGCCUCCGUCUGGAACCUCACAGCUGCAGCCUGUGCUCCAAAACCUUCAUCUCCUCCACCCACCUGGCCCUUCACGUGGCCUCCCACAACAAGGAAAGGAAGUUCAGAUGUAGCACCUGUGGCAAGUACUUCCAUCAGUCCUCCCACCUGAUGGCCCACAAGAUCAUCCACAGCGGGGACAGGCCAUUUAAAUGCCCAGAGUGCGGUAAGACCUUCGGCCGAGCCUCGCAUCUGAAGACCCACCAGCGUCUCCACACGGGUGAAAAGCCCUUCAAGUGCACCUAUUGUGACAAGUCGUUCACACAGAAGGCAGGGCUCCUGGCACAUGUUCGACUACACACGGGGGAGCGGCCGUACAAGUGUGAGCAGUGUGGUGAGGGUUUCCGCUCUCUGUCACUCCUGCUCUCACACAAGGCCGAGGAGUCGUCCGGCGAGGCCAAACCAGCGUCAGCACCAGCACUGAACCAGCCCCAGAAGACACAGAGCAGCACCGAGGACCUGAACUGUGGCGUGUGCUGCCGAACCUUUGUGCGGUCGUCAUACAUCCGGCUGCACAUACGCCUCAACAAAGGACAGCGGCCUUAUCACUGCAAAGUGUGCAACAAGACCUUUGUGAAGCUGGAUACGUUUGUGAGCCACUGUGAUAAACACUUGAGGCAGAAAAGGGAUAAAAGUGUGGUAAAGGAUGUUAAAUACAAAGUUGUUAAACCUCCCCAGUUUAUUCCACUCUCCAGGCCUCCUCCUCCUGAAACCAUACCCACUCAGCCUUUAUCCUCGGAGGUCAACACACGCUCCAGAGCCAAAGCAAAGAGUAAAACGGAGCCAUGACCAAGAGGAGUGCACACACCGAGACAGUGUAGUUGAAACUCUCCAAAAUACUGGAAUAUGAUUUAUUUUAACACAAGUUUACUCACUUUCCAGUUUUGUUUAGAAUUAUUUAUUGUGAAUGACACAUUAUCUUUGCAAGUAACACAAUGUUGUUUUAUAAUGUCCAUUGUAGCUCAUAAGGCUACUUGACAUUUGUAAUAGUAGCAUUUCAGUGGCUCUAACCAUUAUAUUCAUGCUUAAAGUUUUCUUACCAUACAAGCCUAAUGGCAUGUAUAACAAAUGACUAUGUAACGUAAAUGGCUAUUUUAAAACAAUAUGCACAUAAGGGUAAACAUAAUGAUAAAAGCAUAGUGUGGAAGACUGAACCAUAUAUUUUGUUGCACUUCGAGACCAUAAAUAUCUGUUAAAAACAAUUUGUCAGUUAUCAAUCAUUGUCUUCUAUGAAGCCUCGUUUCCCACCUAGCCAAUGAGCAUUCAAGUGAAAGUAACAAAAACACUCCACAGUUCAUUAUUUGCAUGAAACCUAUUCGUUAGUCUGCUCUUAUUACAUGGCUCAUAGUGUGCUGUAUGCAUCACCUGGGCCUGUAGUUAUCUCGCUUAACACCACAGGACUACAAGUCGUUUCAGAUGAACCUCACUGACUCUAAACUCAACAGAAGAUGCAUUUGGACUGUUUUCCUGUGGAUCUCCACUUGCUCACGGAGAAUCUGUCACCGCCACAUGGGCAAACGCUUUGUCCCAACCUAUGGACAGAGAGGGAGAAAAAUACAAGUGAGCAAAUCCAAAAACACCAUUUACAUGUUAAGGGUCAAGUUAGUACUCCUGGGAGGCUGAUGUAUGUAACAGAGUCGCAUUGCAUGAAUCACAAAUGUGAAAGACAAUAAAACGAUCAACCACCACUUUAUGGACACAGUCAAUAAAUCAGAUAAGUCGAGUACAAAGUGAAGAUUAAAUGUCUGCCUGGCAGUUGUCUGUUUCUGCUCCAGUUAAUGCUCCAGCGCAGGGUACAUGUGGCGUCCCGGGUUCCUGCGGAUGGUUCCACUAAUGGCGUCCUCAGUGUACACACUAACUGCCCUGUCGAGCAUGAACAGAGUCUGCUUCCAGUGUGUGGGCCUGAAGAGAAAAUGAUUUCAGACACUAAGAUUUACAAGUACGACAACAUUAUUUGCAGCCUGUAACAGAUAUACUGUUACAGGCUGUUAAAAUUGCUCUAAGCGCUCAUAAGCACUGCUAUUCAUGAAUAAACUAUCCUUUUUAAUUUUGUAACUACACAACAUGAGGUAGUAUGUGUUUGUGCUGUUAUACUCAGAGUUAGGUUUGGUGUUGAGCUCCACAGUGGCACCUCCCGUCUCCAGGCUCUCAAACUGAACAGUGAACCAGGCGGUGGAUCCAUGGAAAACACCAGACUUUUCCACGGAAAUGAAACUGAUGCUUUAUUUCCGGAGAAAUGAAACACAGGGCUCGAUUUGUUGCAAAACCCAAUGUGUGGGGGAGUGGAACAACUACAGAUAAAAGGAGGACGCACAGUACCUCCAGGUCUUUGACCUGCAGAGUGUACAUGUCCAGCUGUGGGGACAUCACUAGGAGCAGUGAGGCCAGUCAUUGGACUCAAUGAGGUGGCUGAACUUGGGCUUGGUGAAGAACUCCUGCUGUGCCAAGGGCCUGCAGAGAUGAAAGGUUAUUCAACACUAUGGGGAUAAUGAGGUGGCUGCCACAGAUAACUUAUAUGAAUAACAGGGAAAAGGACAGAUAGAAUCAAAGCACACAUACCAUAAGAUUACUACAAAAUAAAAGAACGUAUACAAAGAUAGCUUUCUGUGAGUGUAUGCAAUAGUAAUGUUAACCAUACAGUGUGUGAUGUACUCUGUAUAGAAAUAUGUUGCACAACUCUACUCCAGUACAGCUCGCUUUAUCCACCAAAUGCUUUUGGCUAUGGUGGCGCCUGCAGCUGUGUCCAGUUUGAACAAAUUCAUCCUCUUCCUGAGAAUGCCAUUCAGGUAACUUUCGAUAUAGUGUCUCUUUAUGCUAGCAUACCCCAUGCAGGGACUGAACACCUUAAACCAUUUCCCCAGGUAGAAUAGAGUGAACAAAUUAAACUUUCACCUUCUGGUGACUCAAAACAUGUUCAGGAGCAGAUAAAUGUUUUAAGGAAAAUUGAUAGAAAACAAAGGGAGGCACUGUUUCAAAGGGAAAUA